AUAUUGAUCAAUGGAAAAUUUCUUGAACUUCUACUAUUUCUUGCUAAUCACAAUAAUGAUAUCAACAAUGUUGUACUGGAAAAUGCUCCGAAGAAUCUUCAAGUAACAGCUCAUGAUAUCCAAAGGGAAAUUGUAAAUACAGUAGCAAGUGAAACAACCAGAGCAAUAAUUAAUGUUCUUGGAGAUGAUUUGUUUUCUAUUUUGAUUGAUGAGUCUUGCGAUGUCUCAGUUAAAGAACAAAUGGCUAUUCUAUUAUGCUAUGUGAAUGAAGAGGGAAGCAUCAUCGAAUGGUUUCUUAGAAUAGUUCGUGUUAAUGAUACAACUGCUUUAUCACUGAAAUUUGCAAUAAUCCAUUGUUUUCGAAGCAUGGAUCUAGUUUGUCAAGAUUAUGUGGUCAAGACUAUGAUGAAGCUACGUAAAGACAUUUUAAGAGAAGCACAAGCUGUUAAAGUUGUUGUCGGAUUGACAGAAGUUGUUGCUAUAGAUGGUAAAAGUUUUGAGCAAAAAGGUGGAGCAUAUGAUUUAUUGAGUUCGAUACAAUCUUUUAAGUUUAUAUUCAACAUGCAUUUGAUUAAAAAUGUUUUGGGAAUUACAAAUGAGUUGUCACAAGCAUUGCGAAGGAAAGAUCAAGACGUUGUAAAUGCUAUGAAAUUGGUUAUAUUAUCAAAGCAACGUCUACAAUAG
Molecule: messenger RNA, 684 nt
Organism: Olea europaea var. sylvestris
Lineage: Eukaryota; Viridiplantae; Streptophyta; Magnoliopsida; Lamiales; Oleaceae
Exons: 3
Source: RefSeq, a predicted model, not a curated record